Messenger RNA from Marchantia polymorpha subsp. ruderalis, 2238 nucleotides. NCBI's taxonomy places the organism in Eukaryota, Viridiplantae, Streptophyta, Marchantiopsida, Marchantiales, Marchantiaceae. The record is from the annotation of a GenBank genome assembly.
UGUCUCAGACUCUACCCCGUUCUGUCUCCGGUAUAAUUUAGUCAUCAUACCCGCCUUGGGCACUCGUGCUCCAGUGAGCUGCAGCAAGAUUCAUUGCAGCUCAGAUUCACUUGGACUUCUGCAUAUACACAUCCCAAGUCGUCAUCCGCGUUCAUGGCAAAGUCGGACGAGAGUCCAAAGGCUCGAUACUUAAGAUUCUGAAUUGCCAGCUUUCGUUGCAGACGGACCCACUCGAUCGUCUGAGAGAGAGCCUUCACUUGCAAGAACUUCUCGAUUGCACCGUCGAGCUCAGGAGAGAAAGUCUUCGCAGAUUUCGUCGAUCUCAGUCAUAAUCAUGUCCAGGCAAACCGGGACUGCAUGCCUUUGUGAGCUCAGGAGGAAGAGCUCCAUGGUGAGAAGUGUUCUGUUGUUGGAGCUGGCUGUGCUGCUGGUUCUGGCGUGGGGGAGCUCGAGAACCGGAGCAGAUGAAGGUCGAAUGAUGGACUCGCCCACCGUCGUGCUCCAGAAGCUAGAUGCUGCAAUCACAGCUUUGGAGAAGGCACAGGAUGUGCCCAUGAACUUGACAGAUUGUGAUAAGGGCCUAGCAGCUGCCGUUGCUGGUGUGAACGAGGCUCAGCUGCUGAUGUCGUCCGACGAGCUGCACCUGGCCAGACACAAAGUGCUGGCUGCCAAGUAUAACAAUGCCAAGUGCCUCCAGCUUCUUCGUCGAUCUACCUCUGUUCCGUAUAGCACAAAGACGGUUGUCUACAACCUUACUUUACAAGCAGAUCAAGAGCUGGAGGAAAUUGUAGCCCAUCUGCCAAUUGCGAGCCAAGAGGCAUAUAAUACUACAAGCUGGAGUGCCACUACCGACUUCAACAAAGCCUUAACGAAACACCUGAUCGAUUCUUCUCAAGACCAUCAGGAACUAGUUGAAUACGGGACACCGAGGUCAACAUGUGCGGCGACUGUGGUCGAUGGAACGAAGUGCCAGUAUGCAGAGUGCGCCAAAGGGCGAGGCCUGGUGAGCUGCGCCAUAGGGUUCGCCAAGGGAGUGGUGGGCGGCUACUACGGCAUCAGUUACACGGUCACGCGAGAUGACGACGUGCCGGAAAACCCUCCGGCAGGGUCAUUGCGGCACGGGCUGAACCUGGCCAAGGACCACGCCGGAGGAGUGUGGAUCACGUUCGCGCGCGACAUGGUCAUCGAGCUGCGAGGGAUGAUGUGGGUGCACAGCCACACCACGGUCGACGGGCGCGGCGUCAACGUGACGCUGCAGAAGCACAGCCUGGUGGUGAGCGGCGCGCGGCAGGUGAUCCUGGCCAACUUCGGCAUCAACACAGUCCGAGGAGGCGACACAGUUCACAUCUUCGCCGACUCGUCCAAAGUCUGGGUCGACCAUCUGACCUCGUUCGGCGGCGACCUCGGCCUCGUGAGCGUGGUCCAGGGCUCCACAGACGUCACCAUCUCCAACUGCAAGCUCCAGAACCACAACUUCAACAUGCUCCUCGGCGCCUCCGACCACGACGAGCAGGACCGCAACAUGCGCGUCUCCGUCUACCGCAACCACUUCCUUGACUCCAUGCAGCGAAUGCCGCACUGCCGAUGGGGAUGGUGUCAUGUGGCGAACAAUUUAUACACCAACUGGGGAUACUACGCAAUCGGAGCGCGUGUGAAAGCCCGAGUUAGAACGGAGAACAACGUCUUCAUGCCGAGCAGAGCGACGGAAGUGACACCAUGGCAUCCCGGAGCGGCAGCGUCGUCGUUCGAUAUGACAGCCAGGAUCGAGUCCAGAGGCGAUUUGCUCAUGAACGGAUCGACGUACCAUCAGUUUCUGUUAGCCACGCACGACGUCAAGCCUCCGUAUCCGAGCGCCGAGUUCCCGCCCCUUCUCGGAGCCGACCGUGUCUACCGCUUGGUCCAAGCCUGUGCGGGGCAGCAGACCCCUGACACCGUCUCAGCCUGUCAAAGUGCCUCGACCUAAGGACAGGCAGGGCCGGUCGCAAGAACUUAGGCAGUCCUGUGCGAAACUGCUGAUCUGAUGCCUUCCGGUCGGUCGGUCGGGUGGGUGGGUGUACCGUAAGGGGGCCCUGUAGACCCCUUCCGGGACGAGACCCAAAUGGCCCAAGGCCCAAGGCCCAAGGCCCACCGUUUACGUUGUAAAAUAACUAUCAAACUUGGGAUGAGAAGGUUUUACAAAGUGGAGUAUGAAAUUUGUGACAAAUAUCUUCUUGUGAAACUCACUCACUUGGACUCGGG